AUGUUUGGUUUAUUCAAUCGGAAUCCUGAAGCUGGUGCUCCUGGUCAACCGCAAAAUGUGUUUCUGACCCAAAAGUUUAUUGCCUACUCCCUUAUGUCAUAUACGGCAGCCGCAUGGUCUUUACAUUAUUGUGUAACAACAUCUUUCUCUUAUUUGCAUGCAAUGACGAAGAUUACCGAGGGUAUCCAUGCCAUGAUAUGGGGGAAUCUCUUUCUAUUAAACAGCGUCUUAAUACUAAAGGGUGUCAUUCACAUGCUAUUUGGACAGUUACGGUUGAUUGAAUAUGAACAUAUUCUCGAACGGAUAUCGUAUACCGUAAUAACUUUGUUAUUAUCGUGCUCGUCGAUGAAUGGGCUCAUCUCAGUUAUGCAGAUACACUGUGUGCUUUUUGUUUGCUGUAGAACGUUACACUGGAUCCUCAAGGACAGAAUGGAAGUCACUUUCCAGGCAAAUGACAUGCGCCUUACUUUGAAAGAUAUAUUACUUUCGAGGUUCAUGUUCAAUUUAUUAGUCCUAACAGCCGUAGAUGGUAUCAUAGUGGCAUAUUACGUUAAUAAGAUCUUGUACAAAUCUAACAUUGACGUUACAUAUACCCUGUUCAUUAUAAGCCAAUAUGCUAUACUUGGGACAGAUUUACUGCAGGUUAUCUUACGUACUGGGCUCAAUUUGUUUGAGCUUUCUACUAUUCAAAACAGAGCAAGAAUUCGUCGCAAUGCGGAUCAUCACGUCGAUGAGCCUGUUAUCAAUCACGAAGAAAGGCCAAAUGCCGUUGCCAUUGAAGAAGAUGAGGAUGAGGAUGAGGAAAAUGCAGGAUUGGAAGGGAAAUUCAUUUAUGAGAAAUUAAUUGAUGUUUUCAUUAGUACUGUUAAAGUUAUAAUUAAAUUCGCUUCCUCUUUCUCCACCGGCAGAGUAAUGAUGGUGACGGUUCUGUGGGAAGCGAUCACUACAUUUAAAUCUGCUAGAGGAUUGUGGAAAAAUUGGAAAAGUAGCAAAAGUUUGGAUGCAUCUCUGAUGGAUGCGACGGAUAUACAAAUUGAAUCAGGGGAGAUUGACAUUUGUAUUGUUUGUAUGGAAGACUUUCUACCAAGCCAUCAAAGAAAAAGCGACGGUAAAAAAGUCAAGAUUCUACCUUGCACGCACGCAUUGCAUUUAUCUUGUCUUAAAAAUUGGAUAGCAAGAUCUCCCACUUGUCCAAUCUGCAGACUCCCUAUUUUCGAUGAAAAUGGAAAUGUCAUGCCAUAUCAAGACCACUCACAAUCGACGGAUCCAAACACAACAGCCCAAGAAAUUAGCCCAGGUAUAGCUGUCGAAACAAAUUCACAGACGAAUAUCAACACACUGGAAACGACGAAUCAAAAUAUAACAUUAUCUCCGGACAAUUCCACUGCGCAAAACCUUGCAUUCCUACCCACUCGCAACACAUCAUUAAUAAUACCCAUCCAAAGGGAAGAUGAACAUAAACACAAAUUCAAAAUCUUGACUGAAUCCGGCAAAGAAAUCGAAGGUUCACUAAUACUGCGAAACAAUAUUGAUACAACCAAGGGUUCUGUCGUGCUACCCCAGGAUCUACUUAUUGAUCAGGAUGCGUCUCAAUUGAAACGAAAAAUUGCAGAUUUAGAGAGUAAAUUAGAGGAACUGUCUAAAAAGGUUAAACGAGAAUAA
Molecule: messenger RNA, 1662 nt
Organism: Kluyveromyces lactis
Lineage: Eukaryota; Fungi; Ascomycota; Saccharomycetes; Saccharomycetales; Saccharomycetaceae
Gene: HRD1
Product: E3 ubiquitin-protein ligase HRD1
Exons: 1
Coding region: 1-1662 (553 amino acids)
Cellular component (GO): cytoplasm
Source: RefSeq, a predicted model, not a curated record